AUGAGCCGGACCCAAAGCCCUCAUAGGCCCUACUCCAAAGCCCGGCUCGGCCAGGCUCAACAAGGCCAGGCUUGGCUCGGCCUAGGGCUUCAGGCCGGGCUUUGCACAACACUAGUAAAGAUAGAGGAUCGAAUCCACACCAUAUGGUAUUGCAUACCGAUGGAUCAGGCAAGCCGCUGUUUUACUGAAGCCGAACGCAAAUUUUUCUCCUGCUGUGACACCGGAAGCAUUCCGGUCAUCGUACUAUUCACCAAAUUCGAUGCCCUCUACGACGUCGAAUUCGCACGACUGACAGAAAACGGAACAUCGAGGAAGGACACCAAGAAACUGGCCCCGAAGUAUGCCGAAGAGACAUUUGCAAACGGGCCACAACUGAAGUUUUUAUAUGACCCCAAGACCAUCCGACGGCCUCCAAAAUGCCACGUCUGCCUCCCAGACAUGGACCAGGAUGAUGCUGAUUGUGGGCCACUCAUCGAACGGACUGCUGGAACUCUGGACAAUGAAGUCCUGCAGCAAUUGUUCGUCUCCACUCAGCAGACCAACUUAGAACUCUGCAUGAAAUAUGCAGUUGAGAAGACACUUUCACAGCUUGUUCCCCCAGAUGUGAAUGCAGUAGCUAAAUUGGGUGUCUGGUUUCCACAUAUUUUUGUAAGAUGA
Suillus clintonianus is the source of this 657-nucleotide messenger RNA. RefSeq lists its product as uncharacterized. The coding region runs from base 1 to 657 and encodes 218 amino acids. The record is from RefSeq and is a predicted model, not a curated record. NCBI's taxonomy places the organism in Eukaryota, Fungi, Basidiomycota, Agaricomycetes, Boletales, Suillaceae. The transcript is spliced from 5 exons.